CCCAACAACGGCCACGACACUCUUAAACGAUGUCGCCCGCACAAACGCUCAAAGUCCUAAAAUUCGAAGGCAUUACGAGGAGGAUGAUAAUGCAGAAGCUCACCAGAAAAUGGAGAAAAUCUCAACGAGAAUCUCAUUUCGACGAGGACGAUAAAUUCUCUUUGCCAACACGCGACGAUUUUCGUCCCAUUGAUUCCCAAGAACAAGAAGAAUUGGUUCGAUCUCUAGAGAAAGUUCAAACCCAGCAAUCUCUUCUAUGGAGGGGUGUGUUUUCAGGGCUACUCUCCUGUUAUGCGGCUUUUCUCGUAUACUCAGUCUAUCAACAGGCCUAUUAUCCCUGGGAAUUGCGAUAUCAUGUUUACUUCAUGUAUGAAGUUGACGCUUGGACCAUCAUUGCUGCAGAUUGGGCAGCUAUUUUGACGUGUUUAAUGACCAUUAAGGGCUUAUUGCAUGAAUCAAAAUAUCAUUGGAGGUGGCUAUGGUCUUCAUGCUGCAUUGGCAUGAUAGUGGCAGUAUUUUGGUUGCAUCAUAUGCUAAGGUUACCAAAGUUUAGAUGGGAUGUUGUAUGGCUACCAUUAGGGCCCCUUAGUGGAGCUGGAGUGUGCAUUUACGUUGAGUAUUUACUAAAUGUGUCAUCUGAAGAAGUGAGGAAACUUAGAGGAUAUAUGUAUGCAUAUAAAGCCAGGUAAGAGUGCAGAGGAUGUAUCUAUGGGCCCUUAAAAGCCAGUUAAGAGCUUUGCCCUAAUCGAAUUUUAAUACUCGUCGAGUUCCAUGGUAUGAUAGCCCCCCCUCCCCACUUACUUUUCUUGGUGUACGACAGGGAAGAGCUGAAACUAGUGGCCAGAGCUCUUCUAUUCCACUCUCCUUUCCCCCCACCAGGGGCUUCACAGUAAAUCUUCGUUCUUGGCACUGAGAAAAAUAUACUUUGUUUUUGGUGGAAAUUUUUGUUCUUUUGGCUGUUUUGAAAAUGCUAUGACUGCAUGUAAAUGUUUUGAUUGGGAGAAACGUUUUAUUUUGGGUGAGACAACUAGGGGUGGCAGAAUGAGUAAUUUAUAUGGGUAACCGCAAAUUAAGCUCA
Solanum dulcamara is the source of this 1078-nucleotide messenger RNA. RefSeq lists its product as uncharacterized. The record is from RefSeq and is a predicted model, not a curated record. The coding region runs from base 30 to 689 and encodes 219 amino acids. Lineage: Eukaryota; Viridiplantae; Streptophyta; Magnoliopsida; Solanales; Solanaceae. The transcript has 7 exons.